Molecule: messenger RNA, 2048 nt
Organism: Gorilla gorilla gorilla (western lowland gorilla)
Lineage: Eukaryota; Metazoa; Chordata; Mammalia; Primates; Hominidae
Product: double C2-like domain-containing protein beta
Exons: 9
Biological process (GO): spontaneous neurotransmitter secretion; regulation of calcium ion-dependent exocytosis; exocytosis
Cellular component (GO): membrane; synapse
Source: RefSeq, a predicted model, not a curated record
CAUUUCACAGCCGCCCUGGGCACGCUGGACUUCAGCCUGCUGUAUGACCAGGAGAACAACGCCCUCCACUGCACCAUCACCAAGGCCAAGGGCCUGAAGCCAAUGGACCACAAUGGGCUGGCAGACCCCUACGUCAAGCUGCACCUGCUGCCAGGAGCCAGUAAGGCAAAUAAGCUCAGAACAAAAACUCUCCGUAACACUCUGAACCCCACAUGGAACGAGACCCUCACUUACUACGGGAUCACAGAUGAAGACAUGAUCCGCAAGACCCUGCGGAUCUCUGUGUGUGACGAGGACAAAUUCCGGCACAAUGAGUUCAUCGGGGAGACACGUGUGCCCCUGAAGAAGCUGAAACCCAACCACACCAAGACCUUCAGCAUCUGCCUGGAGAAGCCGCUGCCGGUGGACAAGACCGAAGACAAGUCCCUGGAGGAGCGGGGCCGCAUCCUCAUCUCCCUCAAGUACAGCUCGCAGAAGCAGGGCCUGCUGGUAGGCAUCGUGCAGUGCGCCCACCUGGCCGCCAUGGACGCCAAUGGCUACUCGGACCCCUACGUGAAAACAUACCUGAGGCCAGAUGUGGACAAGAAAUCCAAACAUAAGACAGCGGUGAAGAAAAAAACCCUGAACCCGGAGUUUAAUGAGGAGUUCUGUUACGAGAUCAAGCAUGGGGACCUGGCCAAGAAGUCCCUGGAGGUCACCGUUUGGGAUUACGACAUUGGAAAAUCCAAUGAUUUCAUUGGUGGUGUGGUUCUGGGCAUCCACGCCAAGGGGGAGCGCCUGAAGCACUGGUUUGACUGCCUGAAGAACAAGGACAAGCGCAUCGAGCCCUGGCACACGCUCACCAGCGAGCUCCCAGGGGCCGUGCUCAGCGACUGAUGCCCACCCGCCACUGCUACCCCUGCCGCCACCUGCGCCUAGCACUUCCGGCCCCGGGCUUCCCCAGCAGCCACCAAGGCCUGUGGCCCCCACACUGGGGGAGAUCCAGAACCCCUGCUUGGACACAGAGCCACUGCAGUCCCCGCUCGGAGGAUGUGGAGGGCUCAGCCACUCUGGGACGGGGAGGGCAAGGAGCUGGGGUGGGGGGCUCUCAGCCCUCUGGCGCCCAAGAGGCCGGUGGUGGAAAGAGACCUCAGCACCUGCCCAGGGGAAGGGGACACGCCCAUCUGGGAGCAAAGACCCUUCUAGAGGCCAGCCCUGGUUGAGAGGACAGGAGUGUGGGGGUGCCUUGGCAGACAGUGGGAACAGAGGAGGGAGGUGGUGAGCAGACAGACAGGUGGAGGAUGGGACCUUGAAGACUGGCUGCUCCAGCCCAAGAAAGCCUGACUGCAUCCCUCAUCUCCUUCGCUGCUGGACAGAUGGAAGAAGCGGGCCUGCCGGCCGAAAGUCUGCCAGAGUUCCCGGAGGCUCCUGAUGACGGGUAAAUUGGCACAUGCUUCACUCAAUUAUUCCACAAGCCCUGGGGGUGAAUGAGACACAGGGCCUGCCCUCAGGGAGUUCCCAUCUAGUCAGGAAGCUGGGAACAAACCAUUCCAACUGGGGUGAGAAAUACCAAGACCAGCUUGGCCAGUCUGCAAGUACUGUGGGCUCUGUUGACUCUGCCGGGAGGUCAGGGAAGGCUUCCUGGAGGAGGUGGUGCUUCCGUAAGGCCUAUGGAGGGUGAGUGGGGGCUUCUAAAAGCAGUCCAGGCAGUGGGAGUGGUCUAAAACGGCCUGGAGAGAGAAAGCCAAUGGGGCCGGGGUGCUGUGGACCCAGGGUCUCCUCUCCAGGGGAGGGUUUGUUAGGAAGGUGUGAGGCUCGAGGCAGGAGGUGGGGGACGUGAUGGAAACACCAUGGAGAAACUGGUGUGGGCUGAAGUUCAGACCUCAGACCCAAGUCUCCCACUCUGAUCUCUUUCUACUCCUGAGGGACCUCAAGGGCGGAGCCCGCCCCUCCUCCUUCCCGGCAUAAGCAUCAGGUCAGCUGCGGUGGAGAAAAGGGUCCCUUGUGCUUGGGAAAAAAGCAAGCAUUCCUACACGUCCUGACUCUCCCCUCCCCUCCCCUCCACUCCC